GUCAAUAUCACCCCACCUCUUCAUUUCUGAAUCACUAUCAACCCAGAGACUUUCAAGGAACGUGAUAGACAAUUCAUCAGUAAUACUUUUCACCUCCAAUGUUACUCUCACAGCCGUGACUGUAUUCAUAUAGACUCAGUCCAUACUAUUGUUCCAUUAAUCUACGCAACCUGCCCCCCAUGGACUCCCCAUUUAGUCUCUCCACCAACACUCCCUCUCGCUCCACAUCUACCUCCAGGCCUAACAGCGCAAAUAAGAACACUCGCACUUCUGGCUCGAAAGCCAAAUCCUCCAGUUACACACUUCUAAAACAAGAUCAGCAAGCUCGGAAUAAAGAACCCGAUGAUGACAAUUAUGAUGAGGACUCCUCGGAUGAGGACUUGACAGGAGCAAGUUAUGAUUUAUUCGGGAACGAAUCGUAUAUUAGUGUACAAAUACGAAGAGAAGCCGUAGCCGUACUCGACAACCCAGAACUGUUAAUGAUGCACGCAGCAGCCCGCAACGAUUCCAUCCCCUCUACACGUCUGUACUUUCUUCAACGUUUGUCUGGCCGACCAGAAACCCCAGCUCAAGAAAAAGAUGCUGCGGAACAUCGCCUAGCUCAACUUAAAAAACUAGCCAAAAAGCGUGAUCUGGCUGAUGCUGAAAAGAGUUCUGGCUCAAUCUCGAAGGGACGAACAAAUUGAAAUGUAUGCAUGGAAAUUCAAACUGUUACUCCGCCUGUAGUAUACCAAACCUCGAUAUUAACGCGAAUCCGAAUCUUGUCUGCCAGGAGGGGCUUCAUGCAAAUUAGCUUGGAUGUGUUGGUAGCUGAAAAACUGGCUGGCAGGUCGUGAGAUGAAGGAGUAGGACAAAUGUGAGUUGGCCACCUGGUAUGAAUGGACUUAUCUUUCUGGGCAUUUGACCGGAAAUUCGGAGACAACAUUGGCUCGUAGGAGUGACACCGGAACAGGUCUGAUGGAUAUGCUUACUUUAUGUAACGACUAAUCGUACAAUAUCAAUUGGAAAUGCUUCACAGACACCACUAGUAUGAACGCGAGAGGUUCCACACGAAAUAUUACUUUCUGCA
Messenger RNA from Botrytis cinerea B05.10, 1069 nucleotides. RefSeq lists its product as hypothetical. The transcript is spliced from 4 exons. The record is from RefSeq and is a predicted model, not a curated record. The coding region runs from base 180 to 686 and encodes 168 amino acids. Lineage: Eukaryota; Fungi; Ascomycota; Leotiomycetes; Helotiales; Sclerotiniaceae.